AUGGCGCGAUGUUACAUUUUGACAUCUGUGUCAAAUGUUUUGCAACAUCAGUAUCAGAAGAUGGACAUAACUUAUGACAUCUUAGAGAAUCUCAAGGAGAUAUUUGGAGACCAGACUAGUGCAAUUAAGCAGAAUGCACUAAGGGAGAUUCUUACUUCUAAAAUGGAGGAAGGAACUCCUAUUAGAACUCAUGUCUUGAGGAUGAUGAGUCUUCUAAAUGACAAGGAGGUUCUUGGGGCUGAGGUUGACAAGACUACUCAAAUUGAGAUGGUCUUGAACACUUUGCCAGCCGAUUUUCAACAAUUCCGUUUGAACUAUAACAUGAAUAAGAUGGAUUUUACUCUGUCUAAGUUGUUGAAUAAGCUGGUGGCUGCUGAGGAUGUCACAAGACAAGGUGAGAGCGAGUACACACGCCUCCAGAGCCAGUGGAGGAUUAAGCAAGGGGGUGAUGCCCUCAAGACACGCAAUAGUAGUAGAAAGAGAAAGAAGCCCCCACUAGAAGAAGCUUCUUCGGAAGCUUCGGAAAUAUGGGGCGAAAGAAUUCAGUGCUAA
Messenger RNA from Jatropha curcas, 552 nucleotides. The record is from RefSeq and is a predicted model, not a curated record. Lineage: Eukaryota; Viridiplantae; Streptophyta; Magnoliopsida; Malpighiales; Euphorbiaceae.